Molecule: messenger RNA, 6743 nt
Organism: Cuscuta campestris
Lineage: Eukaryota; Viridiplantae; Streptophyta; Magnoliopsida; Solanales; Convolvulaceae
Source: the annotation of a GenBank genome assembly
CACUAAACCCACCCUACUUGACCCGAACACACUCCCACCCCGUUAAAUUAGCACACUGAACCACAAGUCUUUGUUUUUUUAUUUUCUAUCAAAUUUCCUUAACUAAAGAAAAGAAUGACCAUUUUAUAGCCUACCAAUAAUACUCCUCCGCAUUGAAAUCCAGGAAGAAUUUUGAAGAGGCAGGUAUACACGCAGAGCUGCUAUCUAUUCUAUCUUUUGCAUGGGCGGAUGAUUAAUUGAUGGCCACCGCGGGUUCUUCAUCGUUGAGAUUUCUUAUAUCCGUUCACCGAUUUACGCGCCUGGACGGCAUUUUUUCGCCCAGAAAUGCGUGUUUUCUCCUGAUUUUAUCUUUCCCCGGUUAGAAUUUCAGGUCUUUUCGCUUUAUUUCAGAGGUGGAUUCGUGUUUUAGGACUUUUUUAAAUCGAUUGGAGGCGGUAUUGAUUAGGAAUUUCAGAGUUGGGAUCUAUUGACAGGAUUGUUUUGAUGAUGGUGAUCGGGUAUUUUUUGUUGCUGUUAUUGAUAGGGUUCUUAGUCACGGGAGUUGUUUAGAUUCUUGGUUAAUCAGGGGGUGAAUUCGAUUGAGUGGUUGAUUAGGGGUUUGUUGGAUUGUCUUCCUUUUGACUGGUUGGUUGGGUCAGGAGUGAGGUGAUGUUUUUAGCCAGCAAAUGAGCAUUAUAACACAAUGAGACACAGACAAGAAUUAUUGCGUAGAUGGAUUCCUUGGAUAGGACAUUCCUCGACAUCAUAGGUCUACUGAAGUCUUGGAUCCCUUGGCGGUCUGAACCAGCUAAUGUGUCAAGGGAUUUUUGGAUGCCUGAUCAGAGCUGUAUGGUAUGUUAUGAGUGUGAUUCCCAGUUCACGUUGUUCAACCGUAGGCACCAUUGUCGGAUUUGCGGCCGGGUUUUCUGUGCAAAGUGCACAUCUAAUGGAGUUCCGGCAUUGCCCAGUCUGCAGCCAAGCACACUUCAUCAGGGGGAAGAGAGGGAGAAGGUCAGGGCAUGCAACUACUGUUUCAAGCAAUGGGAGCAAGGGUUAGCAGCAUCAACAGCUGAUAAUGGACAUCCGGCUGUCAACUUGGAAUCUAGUAGUUCUAUUUCCGAAACCAGUUUUAUUAGCUUCAAAUCCAGCGGUACGUGUAACAGCAGUGGCAUCACAGUUGCAUCAAUGCCGUAUUCUGGUACCGAACUUAGCUUAGGCCAGUCAACAAACAUGGAGUCAACUAUAGACAAGAAGAGUUCCGCAUCAGCUAGAGGCAGUUCUCAUUUCGCUGAUGCUGAUAUGGGAGUUUGCAACCACUCUUCAGAUGGAUGCCCAUUUUUCACUCCAAGGCAUGAAGAAGAAGAAUAUGGUGCUUACCAGCUAGGUUCCCAAAGAAACCAUGCAUCUGAGGGAAAUGACUACUAUGAUCACAUCCAGUUUGAUGGCAUUGGUGGUGAGUUUGGAUCACUAAAAGUCCAUCGUGAUGAAGAAGCUGUUGAUACAAAAAGCAUGAGCAGCUCCUCUGUGCAUAAUAGCAUGGACUCCCAGACAUCCGAAGAAGUUCAGCAGAUUAUGAAAAAGGAAAUUGAACCUGACAUUAGUUAUGAAUGUGAAACAUCUUCAUCUCUGUAUGUAGCCGAGAAUGUCAAUGUUGAACCUGUGGAUUUUGAGAACAAUGGUGUACUUUGGCUUCCUCCUGAACCUGAAGAUGAAGAAGAUGAAAGGGAAGCACUUUUGUUUGAUGAUGACGACUACGAUGUUGCUGCUGCUGGAGAAUGGGGAACUCUUCGUGCUUCUAGCAGUUUUGGUAGUGGGGAGUUCAAAAAUAAAGACAAGUCAAAUGAAGAGCAUAAGAACACCAUAAAGCAUGUGGUUGAUGGGCACUUCAGGGCAUUAGUUGCUCAGCUUAUGCAGGUUGAGGAUCUUUCGUUGGGCUUGGAAGAUGAAAAGGAUAAUUGGCUGGACAUAAUUACAUCCCUUUCAUGGGAGGCUGCAACUUUUUUAAAGCCAGACACCAGCAAGGGCGGGGGGAUGGACCCUGGUGGAUACGUAAAGGUCAAGUGUAUAGCUUCUGGACGUUGCAGAGACAGUGUUGUGGUCAAAGGAGUUGUUUGCAAGAAAAAUGUGGCACACCGACGCAUGGCAUCAAAAAUAGAGAAACCUCGCAUAUUGAUCCUUGGUGGGGCUCUUGAAUACCAGCGGGUUUCUAACCUCUUGUCAAGUGUCGAUACUUUGUUGCAGCAGGAAAUGGAUCAUCUCAAGAUGGCUGUUGCAAAAAUAGAUGCACACCAACCAGAUGUCCUAUUAGUGGAGAAAUCUGUUUCUCGCUAUGCACAAGAGUACCUUCUAGCCAAGGAUAUAUCACUUGUUUUAAAUAUCAAAAAGCCACUUUUGGAACGUAUUGUCCGUUGCACAGGUGGUCAGAUAGUUCCUUCAAUUGAUCAUCUAUCGUCGCAGAAGUUAGGAUACUGUGACUUAUUCCACGUCGAGAAGUUUGCAGAAGAGCAUGAUGCAGAUGGGAGGAGUGGAAAGAAGAUGAAGACACUGAUGUACUUUGAAGGUUGUCCAAAGCCAUUAGGAUGCACGGUAUUACUCCGAGGCGCAUACAUCAAUGAGUUGAAGAAAGCAAAGCAUGUAGUGCAAUAUUCAGUUUUUGCUGCUUACCACUUGGCUCUUGAAACAUCUUUUCUUGCAGAUGAAGGAGCCUCUCUUCCUGAAUUUCCUUUAAGUUCUCCAAUUACUGUGGCACUUCCAGAUAAAACAUCAACUGUUGGCAGGUCCAUCUCAACAAUCCCUGGUUUCACAAUCCCUUUUGGUGAAAAGACUCAGGGACCCCUGCCUAGUAGCGAGCCACAAAGGUCGUUCAGUGUUCCCAUUGUUGAUAUGGAAACUGCCAGUCGUGCUCAGAAGGCAGAGACAACAGAUGUUGCUACCCUCUAUGACACUAUUAACCCCAACUGCAUACUUCCAUCUGUUACAUCAUCUUCAGAGCAGGCUACUUCAAAAUCUAUCUCAGAUGAAUACUCUCUCUCUCAUGUACCAGAUGAGAGAAUAACAUCUUCCCUGGAAGAAUCUUUAGUAGGAAAUAAUACUUUUGAAGAUCUAAGGGACCAUCUCAUAUCUGAUGUUCCUACUCCUUCAAUUACCCUGGAACACGGUGCUGUAUUAAAAAAUGUGCAGAAUGGUUCUAAUGAUGCGGAUGCUAGCCAAAUUGCUUCAAAUUCAGUUCAGCAACAAGAGGGAAAACAUGGUCAUGAGGAUUUGGGUCCUUUGAAGGAAGGGUUUCUUCCACCCUCAUCUGACCAUCAGAGUAUUCUGGUUUCCUUAUCAUCCAGGUGUGUGUGGAAAGGGACUGUUUGUGAAAGAUCACAUCUCUUCCGAAUCAAGUACUAUGGAAACUUUGACAAACCGUUGGGCCGUUUUCUGCGAGAUCACUUGUUUGAUCAAAGUUAUAGAUGUCGGUCAUGUGAGAUGCCAUCAGAAGCACAUGUUCAAUGCUAUACUCACCAUCAAGGUACCCUAACAAUUUCUGUAAAGAAGCUAUCAGAAUUGUUUUUGCCUGGAGAAAGGGAAGGAAAAAUCUGGAUGUGGCACAGGUGUCUAAAGUGUCCACGAUUUAAUGGUUUUCCUCCUGCAACUCGAAGAGUAGUGAUGUCUGAUGCUGCUUGGGGCUUGUCCUUCGGGAAGUUCUUGGAGCUCAGUUUCUCAAACCAUGCAGCUGCUAGCAGGGUUGCAAGCUGUGGCCAUUCUUUGCAUAGAGAUUGCCUUCGCUUUUAUGGUUUUGGGAAAAUGGUUGCUUGCUUUAGGUAUGCUUCGAUUGAUGUUCAUUCUGUGUACCUUCCACCUCCAAAAGUUGAUUUCAACUAUGAGAAACAAGAUUGGAUACAACAAGAAGUAAAUGAGGUUGUUGGGUGGGCUGAGCUUUUGUUUUCUGAAAUUCUCAACGCAAUUGGUAACCUCGCAGCACAAAAAUGUGCUCUUAUUAACAACACUUUUAAAGUUCCAGAAAGUAGACACCAAAUGACAGAUCUCGAAGGGAUGCUGCAGAAGGGGAAAACAGAGUUUGAGGAAUCUCUACAAAAGAUUUUUAACAAAGAAGUGAAAAAGGGCCAACCAGCAAUUGAUAUUUUUGAGAUCAAUAGACUAAAAAGACAGCUACUUAUUCAAUCUUACCUGUGGGAUCGUCUGUUAUCUGCAGCCAGUUCAGAUAGAGAAAGUCUUGAUGAAGUUGCCUCUACUUCAGAUGUAGACAAGUCAGUUCUUAGUAGUAAUGUAAAGUACAUCGAUUCAGAUAUUCCUCUCGAGGCAAGCAAAGGUGUUUGUGCUUCUGAUCUUAUCUCAGUAACUGAAGAACUUGAUGAUAGUGGGGAAGGGGUUAAUGGCAACCACAUCAACCAGUCCAAUAAAGGUCAUUUAGGAAGUGACGUAGAUUCUGCAUCUAAUAAUCUAUUGGGGAAUCCAAACAGUCUUUCCUUUGUAAUCAACAAGGUUGGUGAAUCUGAUCCUUCUGUCCUUCGUAGAGUUCUUUCUGAUGGACAGUUGCCAAUCAUGGAAAACUUGUCCGACACUCUUGAUGCAGCUUGGACAGGUGAAAGUAGUAUGAGUGCUGAUAUGGCCAUCACAGAUUCUUCAGCCAAUGGAGUCAGAGACAAGGUGGAUGCUGGAGACAGUGGAGAGGAACUUAGUCUUCUCAAAUUGUUUCCGCCUUCCUUCUUGUCAUCCAAAGGCUCAGAAAAUAUGGAAGAUUCAGUGAGCUGGUUAGGGAUGCCUUUCAUAAACUUCUAUAGGUCAUUGAACAAAAACUUCUCAGUUGGUAAUGCGCAGAAAUUGGACACAAUAGGUGAGUACAAUCCUGUAUAUAUUUCACCCUUCCCGGGAUCAGAUUCACAAGGUGGUGCAAGGUUGCUUCUUCCUUUAGGGGUUAACGGUAUUGUCAUACCAGUUUAUGAUGAUGAACCCACAAGUCUUAUAUCUUAUGCUCUGGUUUCACAUGAUUAUUCUGUCCAAGUGUCCAAUGAACUUGAUAGACCAAAGGAAUCUGUUGACUCUACCUUGCAUCAAUCAGUGGAUGAUAUUGUAUCUGAAUCCUUUAGAAGUCUUGCAUCUGCUGAUGAGAGUAUUUUGUCCUUAUCUGGUUCUCGUACUUUGGACCCACUUUCAUAUACAAAAGCGAUGCAUGCUAGAGUCUCCUUUGCUGAUGAUGGGAGAGUAAAAUAUACAGUGACUUGUUAUUAUGCAAAGCGUUUUGAAGCUUUGAGGAGGGUAUGUUGUCCAUCUGAGAUGGAUUAUGUAAGAUCUCUUAGUCGAUGUAAGAAAUGGGGGGCCCAAGGAGGCAAGAGCAAUGUCUUCUUUGCAAAGACACUGGAUGAUCGAUUCAUUAUUAAGCAAGUUACAAAGACGGAGCUGGAAUCAUUCAUUAAAUUUGCUCCUGGAUAUUUCAAGUACCUUUCCGAGUCAAUAAGUUCUGGAAGUCCAACUUGUUUGGCAAAGAUUCUGGGCAUUUAUCAGGUUACCUCAAAGCAUCUUAAAGGAGGGAAGGAAUCUAAAACAGAUGUUCUGGUAAUGGAGAAUCUUCUAUUUGGAAGAAAGAUUACACGGUUGUAUGACCUUAAGGGAUCUUCCAGGUCUCGCUACAAUCCUGACUCCAGUGGAAGUAACAAAGUUUUGCUUGAUCAAAACUGGAUUGAAUCGAUGCCAACAUCUCCAAUCUUUGUCGGAAACAAAGCCAAGAGAGUGUUAGAGAGAGCUGUCUGGAAUGACACUGCUUUUCUUGCAUCAGUUGAUGUAAUGGAUUACUCUCUACUUGUCGGGGUUGAUGAAGAGAAGCAUGAACUGGUCCUCGGAAUUAUCGACUUCAUGAGACAAUACACAUGGGACAAGCAUCUGGAAACUUGGGUUAAAGCUUCUGGGAUCCUAGGCGGGCCCAAGAAUGCUUCGCCAACUGUAAUAUCACCUAAACAGUAUAAAAAGAGGUUCAGGAAGGCCAUGACCACCUAUUUCCUGAUGAUUCCAGAUCAGUGGUCAGCUUCCACCGCGGUGGGUCCCAGCACAUUGCAGACAGAUUUGUGCGAAGAGAGUACUCCCGCUGCCCCUCCCUCUGCUGAAUAGUAAUUUUGUAGGUUUGUUCAUUUGCGCACAUCUUCUGAGCAUAUAUAGUUUGGAAGUUCUGCAUUGGCCUCUCGAAGGUCAUAUGUAUACCCCUACCGGCUACCCCUACAGUUUUUUUUCCCCAUUCUUUAGGGCGGCGGUUGCAUUUGAAUUCUUCCCAUGGGUGGGGGGAUUCACAGAUACAUGGUUGUUCCAUGAUUUUGCUUGCAAGAUGAUGGUCACCUGUCUCUAUCAUAUCAUAUUUAUAUAUCAUAUAGAUAGAUGCCUAUAUUUUUUCUGUACAUGUUUCGGUUAUCCCCUCCCCCCCUCGCCUUUCGUCUGCGAAAUUGUAUAUUUGAUUCAAUUCAGUGGCACUCUUUGACAGAUUCUGUGUAAUAUAUGAUUCUUUCCCCCCAAAAAAAGUCUCUCCCCUGUAAUUUAGGCUUGUUCUUGGAAGAUGUUAUAGUGUGAAAUGGAAUAUGUGCAGUAAUGUUGAGUGAGGAAACUUGAUUCCUCUUCACAUGUCCCUUCCCUUUCCUGGGUGAUGAAGUCAGAGAGAAUAUUGCUGCAAUAAGAGAUGAAAGAUAGAGAAAUUUCUACCAAAGUGGUGCUACUCAAAAAGGGUAAUAACAGUGAAGGAACAGUGAUAAUGGUAAUUUGUCAUUUUCUGCAUGGGU